Molecule: messenger RNA, 811 nt
Organism: Brassica napus (rape)
Lineage: Eukaryota; Viridiplantae; Streptophyta; Magnoliopsida; Brassicales; Brassicaceae
Exons: 3
Coding region: 55-768 (237 amino acids)
Source: RefSeq, a predicted model, not a curated record
CGAAUCUUUAGUUUUCAGUCGAUAAAAAAUUAGAGGCUACAGUAACGAUCUAGGAUGACUGACCUUGUUAUCCGUCACACAAAGAGACUACCACAGUCUAGAUGUUCCCCUUUCACUAAUGGGACUACUGAUGUCACCAAAGAGAAAGAGCAGAAAGAAGAAGCUGCGCGACUCGGAGUUGAGCUCUCGCUCUUUAUGGCUGAAGCAAUGUUCAUAUUAUCCGAUGACAGACGUUCUAUGACGUACUUCUGUUUUUUUACAUUGUUUAAAACAAAGAUGGAUCGUCGUGGUCCCGCGGUAAGACGAUUGUACCGUGUUAUACAACUCGUGUAUGCAACAUAUAUCAAACCCAAGAAUCUCGUCUACAUUGACGGUGGAAAAUCCACUCAGUCAAAACUGAUGGGGACGUUCCGACAGGAUUUUGUUUCUGCCAUCAGAGGUUUGGCUCACAUUGUUUCCACUCUCGAAAUUGGUUGCCUAGUGAAACCGUCUGUUUUGGAGCAAUACAACCAAGAGCUGCAGAAGCUAGAGGAGAAUUUGAGGUCUGUCAAGGAUGUUUCAGAGGCAAAUGGGUUUGCUAGGGAAGCAAUAGAGUCUGAGAUUCUUCCCCUGUGGAAGUCUCUCUUUGAAACAAAUUCUCAAGUGAUAAAACUUGAUAAGACUAUUAAUAGUGAGCUGCUUAGGCCUCUCUUGAACGAAUUGAACAAGGAGGUUUGUGCUCGUAGUCUUAGGGGCUAUUAUUGGUUUGUGAGUUUAGAAGAUUUUUGAUGAUUUUUAUUGUAAAAACAAUUUAACAAAUUUUAAAAGAAUU